AUGGUUUCGGCAGACGAACGCAACACCCGCACAAUUCACACGGCGGCGUGUCUCAUUAUCGGUGAUGAGGUUCUCGGCGGCAAGACCAACUCGGCUUACAUGGCCAAGUGGUGCUUCUCUUUGGGUAUUAACUUGAAGAGAGUCGAAGUCAUUGAAGACGAUGAGAGUGAAAUCGUCGAAGCUGUCAGACGCAUGAGCGACCGUUACGACUUUGUGGUAACCAGACACGACGACAUCACCUACCAGUCAAUAGCAAAGGCUUUUGACCUGCCCCUCGUCCUGAACCAGGAAGCCUUCGAGAAAAUGAAGAAGCUGUCCAAGCCGCACCCGGGCCAGCCAAACUUUGACUGGGACGUCGACUCGCCCGCCCUGCAGGCGAAGCUGCGCAUGGUCAUCCUCCCCACCGACGAGAAGCGCGACCCCAAGAAGCAAUUCGUCUUUCCCCACGAGGACCUCUGGGUGCCCGUCAACGUUGUCAACGGCAACAUUCACAUCUUGCCGGGCGUCCCGCGACUCUGUAGGUCGACACCAGAUGCUUCUCUUCGACACGAGAUUGCUAACAUUAUCCGUGCAGUUGAGAAGCUCCUCGACGGGCUCAAGCCCGGCAUCGUGCCCCGGCUUACCGAUCCGGAGGGCAAGGGUCUCUGCCGUGUGCUCAUCUCUACUCCGCUCCCUGAGAGCGCCGUUGCCGGGUACCUGACGCAACUCGCGGCCAAGGUCGAGCCCAAGGGCGUCAAGGUCGGAAGCUACCCCCGGUGGGGCCAGAACGGCACAGUGACGCUGGUUGGAAGGGACCAGGCUUAUAUCGAGAGCAUCGUGGCCGAGGUUGUCCAAGGCGUCGAAGGUAAGCGUGUAAACGCGGAGGGUGAGGAUGAUACCCAGGGUGAAGCAGGAAAAGAUCUCGAAUAA
This is a messenger RNA of Colletotrichum fioriniae, 909 nucleotides long. The record is from RefSeq and is a predicted model, not a curated record. Lineage: Eukaryota; Fungi; Ascomycota; Sordariomycetes; Glomerellales; Glomerellaceae.